GCGGUCGUCGGUACUGCCCAGAUGUGGCACAAAACAGCCAGGUUUUAAAGUACACUACUUCGUCAUUCUACGUCUGUAGGAACAAGGCAUGUUGUGAUGUACAUUACCAGGUGCUGACACCCACUUCCCACUUAUAAAACCAACACUUCGCAGCUGCUUCGCCGACAGUCAUCGGGUCCACUGCUAUCUGCCCUAGUUCUACCAUAUUGCGCUGCUUUAAUUACCCCCGACUUCCUGUAUUUUGUUUCUUGAUCUUUCUUUCUCUUGAUUUACACUACAUUGCGAAGUUCGCUGUUCUUAUAUACCCCUAGUUCGACUCAUACCUUACGUGGCUAAGCUACGCCCAACGCACACUGUGGCUUCCUGUUGCAAGAUAUCAUCAGUGCCAACUAUUGCCGCUUCACAAGGCAAAAAGCAAAAAAAGUAAAACAAGUUAUAUAACGAUGUUAUCCUACGACAAUCCCGUCCCAGUAAAUGGAACGCACUCUGCGGCUAGUAUGGCUGCUUCAUUAAAUACUAUGGCACCGAACCCAAAGCCUAUCAAUGCCACCAUGGUACCAGUAACAUCGAAUAACACUAUCGCAAAAAACAACGGUCAGCCGGGACCCAGACACCAUCAUAUCUGGUUAGUCACCGGCCCUGCCGGUUGCGGAAAAAGCACUGUGGCCAAGCACUUGUCAACGGCCCUUAACUUACCAUACAUCGAAGGUGACGAGUUUCACACCAAGGCAAACGUUGAAAAAAUGGCCAAUGGCAUACCAUUGACUGAUGCUGAUCGAUGGGACUGGCUCACUGCCCUACGAGAGGAGUCCCUACGAAAACUAGCAGAUGGCGCUGAAGGAGUUGUGCUUACCUGCUCUGCUCUCAAGCGUAAGUAUCGAGAUGUCAUCAGGGUGGCCCCUUACUACUCGCACGACGUUGUUCUCCACUUCAUCUACCUUCAUGCGCCGGAAGCUGUUCUUCUUGAGCGCGUGGGGCUAAGACAGGGGCAUUAUAUGGGGGCAAAUAUGGUCCACAGCCAAUUCUCUAUUCUGGAGCCGCCGACGGCAGAAGAAACGGACGUGAUCAGCGUCGACGUGAGCAGGCCUAUGGAAGAUGUUCUGGAGGACUCUCUGAAUAAGGUUCUCCAGAAAAUGGACGAGACUGCAUCAAGCUAACACGAUAUGG
This is a messenger RNA of Daldinia vernicosa, 1167 nucleotides long. RefSeq names its product carbohydrate kinase. Gene Ontology annotation, cellular component: cytoplasm. Gene Ontology annotation, molecular function: gluconokinase activity. The record is from RefSeq and is a predicted model, not a curated record. The coding region runs from base 444 to 1157 and encodes 237 amino acids. Lineage: Eukaryota; Fungi; Ascomycota; Sordariomycetes; Xylariales; Hypoxylaceae. The transcript is spliced from 2 exons.